AUGGUUGGAAAAAAACAAAAAUUAUCAAAAAAGAUAGCCAAAAAGUAUACACUCCAUAGAAAAUAUUAUAGUGAUACAGUUAGUGAAUUUUCCAGUUUAAAUCCAUUUCAAAGAACCAAGAAAUCCGAUAAAUAUGCAGCGAUUUCACAGAAAGUUAAUGCACAAAAUCAAAGAAUAAAAGAACUUGAAGAGCAACAAGAACAAGAUGAAUUAGAACAAGAAAUUGGUGGUGAUGUUGACACACUCUAUGAAGUUGGUCCAUCAUCUUAUGACCUUUUAGUUAAAUCAUCACAAGAUAAGUUAAAAUUAAGAUUAAAACAAUUGGAAGAACAAGAAAAAUUAGAAAAGAAAUUAGAAAAGAAUAAUAAAAAAAGAUCAUUUUCUGAUAUUAAAGAUCAAAAUCAAGAUGAGGAUGAGGAUGAAGAUGAAGAUAAUGAUAUUGAAGAAGAUGUAGAGGAUGAUGUAAAAGAGGAUGUAGAAGAGGAUGCAGAAGAGGAUGUAGAAGAGGAAGAAGAAGAAGAAGAAGUUGAAGGUGAAGAAGAGGAAGAAGAGGUUGAAGGAGAAGAAGAGGACGAAGAAGAAGAAGUCGAAGAAGAGGACGAAGAAGAAGAAGUCGAAGGUGAAGAAAUAGAAGAAGUUGAAAAUGAUUUAAAUAGUGAUAUUGAAGAAAAUGAAGAACAAGAUUUUACAGAUGUUUAUGGUAAUAAAGAUGAUAAAGAAGAGGAAGAAGAAGUUGAAACAAAUAAAACAUUAGAAAAAUUGAAAAAAUCAGAAUUAUUUGAAAAUACAAAUGAUAAUGGUAUUUAUAAUAUUCAUUUUAAUAAAGAUAUUACAAGUAAAGAAGAAAUGAAUGAAUUAUUAUUGAAGUCACAAAGUUUGGAAUCAAUUUCAAAAGAGAUUGAAGAUAUUGGUGUUAUUACAUCAAUAGGUUGUGUUGAUUAUGAUAAUUUAAUUAAUGAAAAUAAACCUGGAAAAUCCAAUCAAAAGAAAGUUAAAGAACAAAAAGAGAGUAUUUUACCAAAUUUAAAAAAUACAUUUCAUGAUUACGAUAUAAAGAAGAGAUUAUAUAAACCAUGGUUAAAAUCUAAAACAAAGAAAGAGAAUGAACUAUAUUUUACAAAUCUUCAAAAGAAUUUAUUCCCAAUUUUCAACGAAUAUCGUGAUUUAUUAUACACUGAAGAAUCAAUGAAAAACCAUAAGAGUAUUUUUAAACUUUAUGCAUUACAUGCCGUCAAUCAUAUAUUCAAAUCAAAAGAUCAAUUGAGUGAAGAUAAUGCAUUGAUAAAUGAAUGUAAAAAGUUGAAAAAACCAGAACCAGAUCUUAGACACCAAGGUUUCACUCGUCCAAAAGUUGUAAUCAUUGUCCCAUUCCGUAAUACCGCCUUUGAAAUCGUUAGAUUCAUAUUAAAACUUGUACCACACGAAUUAAAAGAUCAAGUUGAAAAUAAAACCAAAUUCAAUAAUGAAUACACUCAAUUCGAUCAAGAUCAAGAGAUUAAUGAAAAUAAACCAGAUGAUUAUAAAUAUAUUUUCCGUGAUAAUAUUGAUGAUUGUUUCCGUUUUGGUUUAUCAUUUAGAAAAGGUGGUGUUAAAUUAUAUUCAACAUUUUAUCAUGCUGAUAUUAUCAUUGCCUCACCAUUAGGUCUUCGUUUAGUAAUUGGUACUGAAGGUGAUUCACAAAGAGAUUUCGAUUUCUUAUCAUCUGUUGAAGUUUUAAUCAUUGAUCAAAUCGAUUCAAUUCAACAACAAAAUUGGGAUCACAUUAAUGUUUUAUUUGAAAAUUUAAAUAGAAUUCCAACUCAAGAUCAUAAUAUUGAUUUCUCACGUCUUAGAAAUUCUUCUUUAGAAGGUUUAAGUUCAAAUUUACGUCAAACUUUAUUAUUUUCUUCAAAUUUGACACCAGAAUUAAAUUCAAUUUUUAAUCAACAUUGUAAAAAUAUUUCAGGUAAAAUUAGAAUUAAAAAAAUUAAAAAUGGUGAAAUUACAAAUAUUGUACCAUCAUUAAGACAAACUUUCCAUAGACUUUAUUUAGAUUCAAAUGAUGAUUCUAAAAUUAGAUUUAACUUUUUAAUUGAUAAUAUUUUACCAAAAUUUGUACAACAAGGUGAAAAUAGUGGUAUUUUAUUAUAUAUUUCAAACUUUUUUGAAUUUACAAUGAUUAGAAAUUAUUUUAGAAAAGAAGCCAAAUCCUAUGUAAUUUGCUCAGAAUAUACAGAUCCAAAAGCAGUUACAAGAGCACGUUCACAAUUUAAAGAGAGUGCCAAAACAAUUAUGUUAUUUACCGAACGUUUCCACUUUUUUAAUCGUUAUCAUAUUAGAGGUAUUAAACAUGUAAUCUUUUUCGGGUUACCUCAAAAUUCUCAUUUCUAUUCAGAAAUUUUAAAUAUGAUCACUGAAAAUGAUGGUUCAAUUAUUUCUUUAUAUACUUUAAAAGAUAAAAUGGCUUUAGAAAGAAUUGUUGGUACCCAAAGAUCUUAUAAAAUGUUAGAAUCUGAUAAACCAACUCAUUUAUUUAGUAAUUAA
This is a messenger RNA of Dictyostelium discoideum AX4, 2523 nucleotides long. RefSeq lists its product as hypothetical. NCBI's taxonomy places the organism in Eukaryota, Evosea, Eumycetozoa, Dictyosteliales, Dictyosteliaceae. Gene Ontology annotation, cellular component: nucleolus. Gene Ontology annotation, biological process: rRNA processing. Gene Ontology annotation, molecular function: U3 snoRNA binding. The transcript is spliced from 3 exons. The record is from RefSeq and is a predicted model, not a curated record. The coding region runs from base 1 to 2523 and encodes 840 amino acids.